AUGGACUUCAUGGUAGGGCUACCAAGGACUUUGGGCAAGUUUGAUGCUAUUUGGGUUGUUGUGGAUAGGUUGACCAAGUUCGCAUAUUUCAUUCCGGAUCAAACUACCUAUAAUUUGGAGAAGUUGGCGGGAUCUACAUUAGGGAGAUUGCUCGGUUGCGUGGAGUGCCUAUUUCUGUCAUUACAAUCGAGGCACUCGGUUCACUUCUCAUUUCUGGAGGACUUUGCAAAAGAAGAUGGGGACUCAGUUGGACUUAGUACCGCACACCUGCAGAUGGAUAGUCAGUCCGAGAGUACUAUUCAGUUCAAUGCAUUCAAGGUGAGACCUUGGGGUACUGAUUUGUUGAGGGAUUCCUUGGAUAAGGUGCAGUUGAUUAAGGACAAGCUUCUUGCGGCUCAGAGUAGACGAAAGGAAUAUGCGGACCAGAAGGUUCGCGACAUGGUGUUCAUGGUUGGUUAUCAGGUUCUAAUGAAGGUUUUGCCCAUGAAGGGUGUGAUGAGAUUUGGAAAGAAAGGCAAGCUAAGUCGGAGGUUCAUUGAUCCUUUUGAGAUUCUUCAGCAUAUUGGUAAGGAUGCUGACAAAAUUGAAAAAUAUACAAGGAGAUUAGUGCUUCAAAUUGCUAUUGUGAAUGUUCCAAGCAAACUCCGGGUUUUUGUGGAUGAAGGUUUUGAAGUGUCAAUCUUAGCAGAUCAUGUACAAAAGUUGACAAUCAAAUUGAAGUCUCCAGUUACGCUGGAUUGUAUAGUUGUAACUAUAGUGUAUGCCAAAUGCACACAAGCUGAGAGAAGGGAUAAAUGGGAAUCUUUGGAGGAUCUGUCCACACAAUGA
Messenger RNA from Lycium ferocissimum, 828 nucleotides. RefSeq lists its product as uncharacterized. The transcript has 3 exons. NCBI's taxonomy places the organism in Eukaryota, Viridiplantae, Streptophyta, Magnoliopsida, Solanales, Solanaceae. The coding region runs from base 1 to 828 and encodes 275 amino acids. The record is from RefSeq and is a predicted model, not a curated record.